Molecule: messenger RNA, 3506 nt
Organism: Prorocentrum cordatum
Lineage: Eukaryota; Dinophyceae; Prorocentrales; Prorocentraceae
Source: the annotation of a GenBank genome assembly
CGACUACAUUCGAAAUCAUUUGUGGCGCAAGAGUUGUGCUCGAACUCGAAAAGAUCAUACAUCUCUGAAACAUUCCUUUAUUCAUAAGGCUCACCCACAGCAUGCCGUUGGUCAAGCUUGCUGCCAAGGUCCAUCUGCUCGUGUUGCCGCUGCUACCCGCUGCUGCGAUCAGUGUGGUCAGGGAAGCAUCUGGAGGAACAUCGGUAGGACAUGCGGAGGGGCAGUCCAAGCUGGGUUCGACGAUCACUUUCUCUGAGAAGGAUGCGGCCAACUUUGGAACCGCCCUGGGUGUUAUGAAUAAGGCGGGCGUUACCCGAUAUCAGGACCACAUGGUCAAACAGGUCAAGAGAAGCGAUGGCAAGUUCUUCUGGGCCGACUCCGCCAAUCGCGACGAAAAUGCUUAUGUUGGUGCGAAGGACUUGACCGAAAGCGUGUCGUGGGGUUGGCACCAUCCAGCUGGAGUCUACAGCACCAUCCCGGUCGGCAGCCCCCUGUUCGACGACGAGAUGAACAUCUACGUCGGUGCCGACGAUGCCAUCCGGAAGUUCGAUGCCAACGGCGUCAUCAAGUGGGCCUACGCCCCCCGAGGUCAGCUCGCGGCGGCACCCUCUCUGUGCAACGCCAGCGCCAGGCGCCUGGUGGCCCCAGUACUGGACGAGGAAGCGCUGGUGCGGCCGGACUGGGACCACGGCAGCCAGUCCUCCCAGGGCUUCCAGGUCGGCGACCUCGUCAAGGUCAAGGUGGGCGCGAGCUUUUGGGCGGACGGCAAGGAGCUCUUCAGGGCCGGCGACGAGGGGAUGAUCACUGGCGACGAGAACGGCAAGGUCGUGAUCCAGUGGACGCGCACAAAGAAGAAGAGCGUGGUGCAGCUCCACUCCAUGCAGGAGCGCUUCACGCGCGUGGAGCAGAAGAAGGUGGACGUCACGUUAUCAAGCAUGCUGAUAGGGAGUACCACCUCAGGCUACGUUUUCGCGAUCGACCUCGCAAGCGGAGAUGAAUUGUGGGCAACCUGGGUCUCGAACGAGAUCUCUGGCGUCAAGGGGUCUGUGGGUUGUAAGGGCGGAAUCGUAGUGGUCGCAGCCGAGCGCUGCACUGAUCGGUACUGCUACAGGUACCGCAACCAGACGAAUCCACUCACGCCUGGUAAUGCAGUUGUGCAUGGCCUGAGCGCCGUAGAUGGCAGCUCCGUCUGGACGUACAAGACCUUUCAGCCUAUGUGGAACAUGGUCCCACUGUGGGGUCCAGGCACCAGUGUGAUGUUCCAGGAUUGGGAAGGCAGGAUAUACAGCCUGGACUAUCUGACUGGAGCCCAAAUAUUCAAGGUCGGCGGCGACAUCGGGACGCACACCAAUGCUAACGCCGUAUACGACCCAGGCCAUAACGUCGUCGUGGCCCUCGGCGUGAAGCACUACGAGAAUGGCCGUUGCAAUCCUUAUCCAGCACCCGGGAUCCUUCCUUCAUGCUGGACGUGGCCGGGCACACCAGGCUUCAUCCGCGGCUACAACGCCACGUCCGGCAGGGUCCUCUGGGAGAGGGAUACUCCGGAGCCACCGGCCAGCGGGUCCGUCGGCAAGCUCAACAGCCCUUCGAUGCACACCCGAUUGAUUGUCACCUUGGGCCAUAACUGCUACCUCGGCUCCCCCUCCAAGCUGUGGGCGCUCGACCCGAACACUGGCGACCUUCGCUGGUCGAAGGAGGGCCCGACGCUGUGGACGGGGUUCUGUGCUGGCGACAAGGAGGGUGCCGACAUCCGCCGUGCCAUGGGCGGCAGGGAGAAGUGCUCGCCGAACAGCUGGUCCAUUCCAGUGAUUGAUGCGGCGGGGGACCUAUAUAUCGGCAACCAUGUCGGCGCGCUGUACAAGUACGGCCAGUCGAACGGCAACCAAGUCCAGCUGCUUUCGACCCUGAACACCGGCGUGGCGACCCAGGACGCGGCCAUCGCGAUCGGCGACGGCGUUAUGGCUGUGACCACAUGCACCUCACUCAUUGUCUUCCAGACCUAUUCAGCGUGGUUCUCAAACGCGACCUGGUCAGUUUCCCACAGCGACUACUCACCGAUUCAGAAUAUGGUCCAUGGCGAAGACAUUUCGCACACCAUCUCAGAAGAAGUUCACGAUGAUCCUACACUUACGCCGAAAGUUGACUCGGACGAUAUCUGGUCGAACGAUGAGCCCGUCUACGACCCGAAUAUUGACGGACAUACCUACAACCGCCGGCAGGCUAAAGCACAUACCGUCAGCAAGUAAAUCGGGCCGCAUUUGGGGCUCCUUCAUUUUGAACUGGCCAUGCAUGAAUUGUGUGCCUCUGUCCUUCUCGGACGCUCGUUGUCAUUUCUUCGUCUCCAGUCUUCGCUGCUGCGCUGAACGUGCGAAGGCUUCUUUCUAGCUGUUUGGCCGAAACUGUCGCACAGCCGGUUCAAUCGUGAAGGAUCGUCGGGCGAGAGACCCCAACCAAUGCCGAUCAGACAUUGAGCAGGGCUGUGAUAAUCUAAUCACAGGCAGGCCUCUGCGCCGGCCACGUUCCUGCUGCUGACUACUACUUUCGUCUCAGCGCUGGCCACUCCCUGAGAUGUCUCGCAGUUGGCUGCACCUGGCUUUUUCUGCUCUUCCCCAGUGGCUCUCGACCUAGCGCUGGCCACACUCGCAUUUCGGGCUGCUGGUCUUGCCUCACAGCCGCCCUUACUCCUAGCCUGGAGAGGUGCUCUCGCCUCACCCGUGGAUGCUUCCUGCAAGGGGUGGCUCGGUGGGCUGUAACCGUGCCCGUUUCUCUGCCCCUCGGUGGCUCUCGGCUGCGCGCUGGCCGUACUCCCUACCGGAGAACGAAGGCUUCGCAUCAGCGCCAGCCGCAGUCCUGGCUCGGAAGCGUGCCCUCCGAAUGGUGGCUGCAUUUGGCAUUUGGGCUCGAUCUUCUGUCCCCGGCGGUAAUCGCUUUAGCGCUAAUUCCACCCGCGAUACGAUAUGGAGGUCUGGUGCUUUUGUCUUCUACUCCUGGCUAGCCCCUGAGUGGUCGCGCCGUGAGCUAUUCGGUUUGUACAUGUAGACCUCGUCGCCCGCUGUGCUCCAUGCCCGCCCCUCUACAAUUUACGGUUUAUGAAUGAUGCUCUCCUCUCUUGCCUGGUGGGAUUUCCUUUGGUAUUCUACUCACGCUCGGCGCAGUGCAGCAUUCUUGGAGAAAUUGCCACGAAGCUUUUGCCUUGUGUAGGGCGCGUGACAAAUGUCGCUCCUGUCUGAUGAACCUACGCGCGCCAUGAACAAAUCCUCUUUCUCCUCCGCUCUCUGCCACCCCUCCCGGCUCACCGCUGGCGAGGCGUCUUUGGGCGUUUCUGCGGGGAUCCCGAGUCUCGCGCCCCGCCCAGCCCCCUGAGCCGCUUUGCCUGUCCGAUCCAGUCCAAUCCUGGCUCGCCGUCGCGUCGAUUGGCUCCUCCCCUUGGCGAGAGGAAUCAAAGGACGGCGCAUGUGGCGCCUGGCCUGUCACUUGCAUCGUGUGCGGUACCCGAAGGUUGAUCC